AAGCUGUAUAUUCCUAUUUAAUUUGUAAAUGUGUGUAAUCUCAUAUUUGGAAAAAUUCAGAGUAGAAAUAUUUGUACUAGCAUGUGAGAAGGUACUAUUAUACAUAUGUAUAAUCCAAUUGUUUCAAUUUUGAAGGACGAGAUGUUUCGAGAACAUUAUAGUGCUUCCAUAUAAGAUGUUUUGUUAUAGAUGAAAUAACUAGUUUAAAUACAUCUUUAAAAACAAGAUAAAGAGGAUGUAUUGCCUACAGUGGUUAAUUCCAGUGCUGCUGAUACCAAAACCAGUAAAUCCAGCACUACUGCAAACGCAUGUCAUGUUUAUGGCUCUUUAUCUAAUUGGAUUCUUCCUAGAACGAAAACCAUGUACUGUUUGUAGUUUAGUAUUUCUUCUUGCAGUUUUCCUAAUUUGUUAUAGUGGAAUUGGUAAUUGUCUCCUUUGGAGUACAAAUUGUGAUACAGUGAGAUGUGACAAUAGUUAAGGUUAUUAGAAUGUUUAUUCUUAAAUUAAAAAAAUGCCUCCACCUUUAUUUUUUUUAGAAGGAUAUGUCUAAUUAAUUCAUUAAUAACAUAACCUAUUCAUAGAAUUCAUAUAUAUUACUUAUAUAUGAAUCUUAUUAAUAAUAUGCAAAUAUGAUUUUAUAAUCUUAAUUGUAGUUUUUAGGUGUUAUACAUGGUAUAUGUAUUUAUAUAUGUACAUAUAUACAUGAGUAUGUACAUAUAUGUAUUAAUGAUAUGUAUUUAUAUACACAAAAGAAUAAAUUUGCUAGGUUACAAAAAGUUUGCAUGAAAUUAAGGAACUUCCAAAUGUAAAAUUAUAAUAGUUUAAUAUUAUAGAAUUAAGAUA
Messenger RNA from Apis dorsata (giant honeybee), 843 nucleotides. RefSeq names its product bladder cancer-associated protein (gene bc10). NCBI's taxonomy places the organism in Eukaryota, Metazoa, Arthropoda, Insecta, Hymenoptera, Apidae. The record is from RefSeq and is a predicted model, not a curated record. The transcript has 2 exons. Bases 236 to 478 code for a protein of 80 amino acids.